This is a messenger RNA of Arabidopsis arenosa, 2964 nucleotides long. NCBI's taxonomy places the organism in Eukaryota, Viridiplantae, Streptophyta, Magnoliopsida, Brassicales, Brassicaceae. The record is from the annotation of a GenBank genome assembly.
GAGUCCUGACGCAAAAAAACCACACGAAAUGGCGUCUCUUGGCCAAAUCACCCUGCCACGCGCGCCGUCGUCGGAGAUUGGCCUCUUACGCUGUCGAUUUGAACGACCGAUCAUCAGAACCCGGAUCGGAUUCAGCGGCCGGAUAGCGAGCGUAUUGACAAACACAGGGGAACAAGCGGUGCCGGUAAAAGCGAGUGUGAGCCAGAAGGUGAUUGAAGAGGAAGCCAAAGUUAUUGUGGGUACCUACGCGCGAGCUCCAGUGGUGCUUUCAAGUGGGAAAGGUUGUAAAUUGUUCGACCCAGAAGGGAAAGAGUAUCUGGAUUGUGCAUCUGGAAUUGCUGUGAAUGCUCUUGGCCAUGGAGAUCCUGAUUGGCUUCGAGCUGUCACUGACCAAGCUGGUGUUCUUGCCCAUGUCAGCAAUGUCUAUUACACGAUCCCUCAGAUAGAGCUCGCAAAACGCUUGGUGGCAAGUUCUUUUGCAGACCGUGUAUUCUUUUGUAACUCUGGAACGGAAGCCAAUGAAGCAGCCAUCAAGUUUUCAAGAAAGUUCCAGAGAUUUACCCAUCCAGAAGACAAAGAAGUCGCGACAAGUUUCAUCGCCUUUACAAACAGCUUCCAUGGAAGAACCUUAGGAGCUCUUGCUUUGACAAGCAAAGAACAAUACAGAACUCCUUUCGAACCCAUCAUGCCAGGUGUAACAUUCUUAGAAUAUGGUAACAUUCAAGCAGCCACAGACCUUAUCCGCUCAGGUAAAAUAGCUGCAGUUUUUGUGGAACCAAUUCAAGGAGAAGGCGGGAUUUACUCUGCUACAAAAGAGUUUCUGCAAUCUCUGCGCUCUGCUUGUGAUGCCGCUGGAUCUCUUCUCGUCUUCGAUGAGGUUCAAUGUGGUUUGGGUCGAACAGGUCUCAUGUGGGCUUAUGAAGCCUUCGGUGUAACUCCUGACAUAAUGACGGUUGCAAAGCCUUUAGCUGGUGGUUUACCUAUUGGAGCGGUGCUCGUGACUGAAAAGGUUGCAGAGACCAUAAAAUACGGAGAUCACGGAAGUACAUUUGCAGGCAACCCUCUUGUGUGCAGUGCAGCCAUUGCAGUUAUUGAUAAAGUAUCGAAGCCCUCUUUCUUGUCCAGUGUCUCAAAUAAAGGUCGAUACUUUAGAGACCUGUUGGUUAAAAAACUUGGAGGAAACUCGCACGUGAAGGAAGUGAGAGGCGAAGGGCUUAUCAUAGGUGUGGAACUCGAUGUGCUGGCAAAUUCACUGGUCGAUGCUUGCCGAGAUUCGGGUCUUCUGAUUUUGACAGCAGGGAAAGGAAAUGUCGUCAGGAUUGUUCCUCCGUUGGUUAUAUCAGAGGAGGAAAUCGAACGUGCGAAACUUGAUGAACUAGUUGUUCAAUCUAAAUCCUUGUAUAAUUUCCAUGGUUGGUUCGAUGAUGUCUCUAUCGCAAUUGUUUCCGUCUUGAGUUACAGUAUGCGGAUUCUGAGCUGUGUGAGUUUCAAUUGGCACAGUGCUCUGAUUCAUCCAAUGCAAACUUGUCUCGGCUUUGGUUUGGAUAGCAAAGGGAAUGAGAAAAUAUGUCUCUUGAGAUUGAUCCGAAGGUUCUCUCAGCAGUCAGCACUCCUCCUUGGCCAAGGAUGCGCUAACAAUCUCAAGACGCUCCUCAAAAACCAUGAAAUAAGCUCUGUUUCAACAGAGCCACUCAUCAACACCAUUCUUGAUUCUUUCUCUCUUGCUUUGUCUUUUAUGGAUUCUCCUCAUCCUCCACCGCACCAUGAGUCUUCUUCUCAAAACAUACCACGUCAAGUAUCUCAAAGAUCAUCAAAGAAAAAGAUUUGUGGACUAGAAUGUGUAGAGCAUUAUACAGAAGAUUCUCCGACUCCGGGCCACAUUGAUGGCUUCGUCUGGAGGAAAUAUGGACAAAAAACCAUCAAAACCUCUCCGCAACAAAGGUGGUACUAUCGAUGUGCCUAUGCCAAAGACCAAAACUGCAACGCUAAAAAGCGAGUACAGAAGAUCCAAGACAAUCCUCCAGUGUACAGAAACACUUAUGUGGGACAACAUGCACGUGAAGCUUCAGCUUAUGCAGUUAACAAUGGUACAUACGGUUUUAAAAUGAUCAAAUUCGACCAUGUUAAGCUUGAAUUGGUUAUGCCUCAACCUUUAUCAAUUGAUCCCCAAGCAAUUACCAUGGAGGAUAAAGACACAGACGACCAUGUUAUGAACUAUAUUAACGAGAUUUUGAUGGAAGAUGAGGCGUGUGAUUUUGACCUAAAGAGUUGUGGAGAAGAAGGUUUAGAGAAUUAUAGAGAUGAUUCCCCAUCUCCGUUCCGUGAAAACUUUGCCUGGAGGAAGUACGGACAAAAAAAGAUCAAAACUUCUUCCUAUCAAAGGUGUUACUAUCGUUGCGCUUAUGCGGAUGACCAAAAUUGUCAUGCUACAAAGCGAGUGCAAAUGAUCAAAGACAAUCCUUCUGUUUAUAGAACCACUUAUGUGGGACAACACAUGUGUGAAGUUGCUGCUUUUUCACGGCCUAAUGAUGAUAACACAUACGGAUCCAAGAUGAUCCAGUUCGAGAAAUUCAAGGAAGCUGUCAUGCCUGAAUCACUUAUGCAUCAACUCGUAUUAGUUGAUCACCAAGAAACGAUCGUAGGCGAAGACACAAACCAUAUAAUGAACCAAGAAUGUGAUGAUAACGAGUUGUUGUUGGAAGAUGACCAAUUCUGGGAGAAUGAGUUUCCUCCCUUUUCUCCUGGACAUAUUAUGUUCUUGGGCGAUAUUGAUGCUUUUGAUAGCAAACCUUGUCAGCUAAUCAAGUGGGAGUUGGACUUGGUCUAGUGACGAAGUUCUAGGAUCCACCAAAAUGGUUGUGUUGUCUUAGAGCCCCCCUAGUUCGUGUCCUACUUGGGAAAAGCAAACCGGCAAAUCCGAUAGAAUGUCUUGGAAAACUUGUCAACUAAAUCAGCUCAUGGUGG